CCGCCUCGGCCUCCCCGGCGCGCCGGGCGCGCUCAACACGCCGGUGCCCAUGAACCUGUUCGCCACCUGGGAGGUGGACGGCUCCAGCCCUAGCUGUGUGCCCAGGCAGUACCAUCCAUCUGUCCAGAAGGCCGCAGAACCUGGAGUUGUGUUCAGCAAGCUGCCCCUUGGCUUGUCUGUGUUAUUUCUGUGCCACUCAUUCCCAAAGAGUGUGUGCUGGUGGUAUGCAGGACCAGGGCGGCCUCUCCCUCUGAGGUUGUGCAGUCUAACCCUGAAGAAGCUGGCUGUUCUCAGAGAGCUGGAGAAGGAGCUGAUGUCCGUGGUGAUUGCAGUCAAGAUGCAGGGCUCCAAAAGGGUCCUGCGGUCUCAUGAGAUUGUGCUGCCCCCCAGUGGACAAGUGGAGACCGACCUGGCCCUGACCUUCUCUCUUCAGUACCCUCACUUCUUGAAGAGAGAAGGCAACAAGCUUCAGAUCAUGCUGCAGCGCAGGAAACGAUACAAAAACCGAACAAUCCUGGGCUACAAGACACUGGCUGUGGGCUCCAUCAACAUGGCUGAGGUGAUGCAGCACCCCUCAGAGGGUGGCCAAGUGCUGAGCCUCUGCAGCAGCAUCAAGGAGGCCUCUGUCAAGGUGGCUGAGAUCUGGAUUGUCUCCCUGUCCAGCCAGCCCAUCGACCACGAGGAUAGUGCCAUGCAGGCCGGCCCCAAGGUCAAGUCCACAGAUAACUACUCUGAGGAGGAGUACGAGAGCUUCUCCUCUGAGCAGGAAGCCAGCGAUGAUGCCGUGCAAGGGCAGGAUCUGGAUGAGGAUGACUUUGAUGUGGGGAAGCCUGCGAAGCAGCGGAGACCGAUAGUAAGAACGACGUCCAUGACCAGGCAACAGAACUUCAAGCAGAAGGUUGUGGCCCUGCUGCGGAGAUUCAAAGUGUCAGAUGAGGUCUUGGACUCAGAACAGGACCCUGCAGAGCAUAUCCCUGAGGUAGAGGAGGACCUGGACCUUCUGUAUGACACGCUGGACAUGGAGAACCCCAGUGACAGCGGACCUGACAUGGAAGAUGAUGACAGCGUCCUUAGCACCCCCAAACCCAAGCUCAGGCCGUACUUUGAGGGCCUGUCGCACUCCAGCUCGCAGACAGAGAUCGGAAGCAUCCAUAGUGCCCGGAGCCACAAGGAGCCUCCAAGCCCGGCUGAUGUGCCUGAGAAGAUGCGGUCCCUGGGAGCCAAGCAGCCAAGUGACAACAUCUCGGACACGGUGGCCCUGAGCACACCAGCCCCAAGGGAACCGGCAGAGCCACCUGAGGACAUCCCUGAGGCUGAGACCUCCAACCUGGAUGUGUUUACUGAGAAGCUUCCACCCACCGGGAGGAUCACCAAGACAGAGUCACUUGUCAUCUCGUCCACCAGGUCUGAGACGAAGCCGGCUGGCCGCCGGGGCCGGAGCACAUCCCUGAAGGAGCGGCAGCCAGCACGACCGCAGAAUGAGCGGGCCAACAGCCUAGACAAUGAGCGCUGCCCAGACACCAGGAGCCAGCUGCAGAUCCCCAGAAAGACUGUGUAUGACCAGCUGAACCACAUCCUUAUCUCCGAUGACCAGCUCCCUGAGAAUAUCAUUCUUGUCAACACCUCUGACUGGCAGGGGCAGUUCCUUUCUGACGUCCUGCAGAGGCACACGCUCCCUGUGGUGUGCACAUGCUCCGCCGCCGAUGUCCAGGCAGCCUUCAGCACCAUUGUCUCACGGAUACAGAGAUACUGCAACUGCAAUUCCCAGCCCCCGACCCCUGUGAAGAUCGCAGUGGCAGGAGCGCAGCAUUACCUCAGUGCCAUCCUGCGGCUCUUCGUGGAGCAGCUGUCCCACAAGACACCUGACUGGCUCGGCUACAUGCGCUUUCUCAUCAUCCCGCUGGGUUCCCACCCCGUGGCCAGGUACCUGGGCUCCGUGGACUACCGCUACCACAACUUCUUCCAGGACCUGGCCUGGAGAGACCUGUUCAACAAGCUAGAGGCCCAGAGUGCAGUGCAGGACACACCAGACAUCGUGUCGCGCAUCACCCAGUACAUCGCAGGGGCCAACUGCGCCCACCAGCUGCCCAUUGCUGAGGCCAUGCUGACCUACAAGCAGAAGAGGAAAAGGCAUUUUCACUUUGACUUUACCCUAAGCCCUGAUGAAGAGUCCUCCCAGAGGUUCAUUCCCUUCGUUGGGGUUGUGAAGGUUGGAAUUGUGGAACCGUCCUCAGCCACGUCAGGUGACUCGGACGAUGCAGCCCCCUCAGGCCCCAGUGUGCUCUCCUCCACCCCACCGUCCACGUCGCCUGCAGCCAAGGAGGCUUCGCCCACCCCACCGUCCUCCCCGUCAGUGAGUGGAGGCCUGUCCUCCCCCAGCCAAGGUAUCGGCGCCGAGCUCAUGGGGCUACAGGUGGACUACUGGACAGCAGCACCUCCUGCAGACAGGAAGAGGGAUGCCGAGAAGAAGGACCUACCUACCACCAAAAACACGCUCAAGUGCACUUUCCGGUCCCUCCAGGUCAGCAGGCUGCCCAGCAGUGGCGAUGCCACGGCCACACCCACCAUGUCCAUGACUGUGGUCACCAAGGAGAAGAACAAGAAGGUGAUGUUUUUACCCAAGAAAACAAAAGACAAGGACGUGGAAUCCAAAAGCCAGUGUAUCGAAGGCAUCAGCCGCCUGAUCUGCACAGCCAAGCACCAGCAGAACAUGCUGCGGGUCCUCAUCGACGGCGUGGAGUGCAGUGACGUCAAGUUCUUCCAGCUGGCCGCCCAGUGGUCCUCGCAUGUGAAGCACUUCCCCAUCUGCAUCUUCGGACACUCCAAGGCCACCUUCUAGCCCCACUCACACAGGGGCCGCCACAGGAUCGUGGAGAGGCCCACAUUUCUGUUAACAUUUCAGUUUACUACAAAGACAGAUCCUUAAAAACACAAAGAGACAGUCUUAAGUAUGAAUGUGCUCGAAGCUGGAAACUAAGAUCAGCUCCCUGCUGGGUGCUGAGUAAUUGCUCUGCUUAUUAACCAGACAUUUGGCCCAGCAAACCCAAGGCUGUGGGGCCCAGGGGAGUUUGUUGCAGCCGCUCUGGGAGCCCCCAGAGCCUACAACAAGGAGGGUUCUGCCUGCAUCCUGCCCUUUACAGAAGCCAGGACACUGCUUCCUCUGGGAGUUCUGAGCUUGGUGGUGAGAGGCCAAAGGUUGCAGGCAUGCUCAGCUUCCUGGCAAAGGACACCCCCAAUCCCAGCACCACCCAUGCGGGGCUCCCAAUAAACUCCAGCCUCCAGGCAGAGGUUUUAUAGUA
This is a messenger RNA of Chinchilla lanigera (long-tailed chinchilla), 3299 nucleotides long. RefSeq names its product phosphofurin acidic cluster sorting protein 2 (gene Pacs2). The record is from RefSeq and is a predicted model, not a curated record. Gene Ontology annotation, biological process: protein localization to plasma membrane. Gene Ontology annotation, molecular function: transmembrane transporter binding. NCBI's taxonomy places the organism in Eukaryota, Metazoa, Chordata, Mammalia, Rodentia, Chinchillidae.